AUGGGCUUCGGACUCUCGCGAUAUGUAUGCCACGCAUUCGAUGCCAGAGAAUUCUUCCAGUGCCACGAAGACGCAAACAGGAUCCCAUCCGCCCAAUAUGCGACCGUGGGGUCUUGGCCGGUUCUCGAACGGCUGGUACUCACCACAGAAACCGGCGACAUAAUGCCUGGCGCAUCCCACUUGGACAGCCUGCUGUUGAUGGCGGCCACAGCCGCUUUGCGGAUGCCAUCACUGAAGACCAUGGAGAUAUGGGCCUCGAGAAUCGACCAUCAGUUCGUGUUCCGCUAUCAUGCGGGCGCAUACGGGCCGACGGUCUGUGUGUGCGCGACUCGAUCGGUGAAGCUCGGGGCCGCGGUGCUCGAUGCAUGGCAGCAGGCGGCGGGCGGACACGCGCAACAAAAGCAACGACCACUCCGACACAAGGUGGCUUCACUAGACCCGGGGCCGAUGGAGAAAAGGUCCAUGGACUACUUUUGCUACAAAUUACGGCUGAAACGUAUAAUGAGAGACUGGUGA
Colletotrichum destructivum is the source of this 516-nucleotide messenger RNA. RefSeq lists its product as uncharacterized. The coding region runs from base 1 to 516 and encodes 171 amino acids. The transcript has a single exon. The record is from RefSeq and is a predicted model, not a curated record. Lineage: Eukaryota; Fungi; Ascomycota; Sordariomycetes; Glomerellales; Glomerellaceae.